AUGGCAAACGACACCCCCCCUCCCAUCGUCCCCCUCUCCGAACCACCAUGGCUCAACGGCUCGCCAUCGCCAUACUACGACUCGUCCCACCACAGACUCCAGUCCGCCUGCCGCGACUUCAUCGGGCGCAACCUCAACCGCCACGCGCUGGAGUGGGAGACGGCAGAGGACGUCCCCGCCCACGUGUACGCUGAUUUUGCCCGCGGGAACUUCAUCCUGCCUGCUCUGCCUUGUCCCCUGCCGGUCGAGUGGCUUCGCCGCGUGGGCGUCACCCGUAUGCCGGGGGAUAUCCCGGUUGAAGAGUGGACAUCGGUCCACGGCAUGAUUUAUGCAGACGAGAUGAGUCGAGCUGGACUUGCUGGCCCGUCCGGUGCGAUAACGGCCGGAAUGGCAUUCGGCGUCCCGCCCCUGGUGCACUUUGCCAGUCGUCAGCUGCAGGAGAGAUAUCUACCUGAUCUCUUGCUAGGUAAGACGCGAACGUGUAUUGCCAUAACGGAGCCGGAAGCCGGAUCAGAUGUGGCCAACAUCACGACGACGGCGCAGAUAUCCCCCUGCGGCAGGUCUUACGUCGUCAACGGGGCCAAGAAGUGGAUCACGAACGGCAUGUGGGCCGACGUGGCCGUGACGGCGGUGCGCACCGGCGACCCGGACUCCGGGGCGAAGGGCAUCUCCCUGCUCGUCGUCCCCCUCGGCGAGGAUCACAAGGGUGUGUCCCGUCGCCGGAUCAAGGUGGGCGGGCAGGUCUCGGCGGGCACGACGUACAUUGAAUUCGACGACGUGCACGUGCCGCGGGAGAACCUAGUGGGCGAGGAGGGCCAGGGCAUGAGGUACAUCAUGACCAACUUCAACCACGAGCGCAUGUUUAUAUCAGUCGGGGUGACGAGGCAGGCGCGUACAUGGCUGAUUGGCAUGACCCAGACCCUCAUGGACCAACCCGUCGUCCGUCACCGUCUGGCCAAGUGUGCCGCCAUCCUCGAAUCCCAGCAGACCUGGGUGGAGUCGUUUGCCUACCAGCUCGCCCACCUUUCCAAGGCCGAGGCGGACAGGCAGCUGGGCGGCCUGACGGCCCUGUGCAAGGCCAACGCGGGCAUCGUGCUGGAUGAGUGUGCCAGGUGUGCCGUCCUCUUGUUUGGGGGCAACGGCUUCACCCGCUCAGGGCAGGGCGAGAUUGCAGAGAAGAUCUAUCGUGACGUACCCGGUGCCAGGAUCCCAGGUGGUUCCGAAGAUGUUCUCCUCGACCUGGCUAUUCGGCAGAUGGUCAAGAACUUCAGGCAGAAGACGGAACAGACUUCCAAGAACGAUUCUCGGUUAUAA
Molecule: messenger RNA, 1314 nt
Organism: Geosmithia morbida
Lineage: Eukaryota; Fungi; Ascomycota; Sordariomycetes; Hypocreales; Bionectriaceae
Exons: 5
Coding region: 1-1314 (437 amino acids)
Molecular function (GO): oxidoreductase activity, acting on the CH-CH group of donors; flavin adenine dinucleotide binding
Source: RefSeq, a predicted model, not a curated record